Dufourea novaeangliae is the source of this 861-nucleotide messenger RNA. Its product is annotated as tubulin glycylase 3A-like. Gene Ontology annotation, molecular function: protein-glycine ligase activity, initiating. Gene Ontology annotation, cellular component: cilium. The record is from RefSeq and is a predicted model, not a curated record. Lineage: Eukaryota; Metazoa; Arthropoda; Insecta; Hymenoptera; Halictidae. The transcript has 5 exons. Gene Ontology annotation, biological process: cilium movement; protein polyglycylation; cilium assembly. Bases 1 to 861 code for a protein of 286 amino acids.
AUGAUACAAUGCCGGCCACAGAGUCGUAUUGACGGAAUGCGGAAUGUCUGGAUCUUGAAACCGGGCGAUAAAAGUUUAGGAAGAGGUAUAGUCCUGAAGAAUUCGUUGAGCGAUAUCCUGAACAAGAUAAAGCACGCCACGAGAGAGUGUAUGCAGUACGUCGUGCAAAAAUACAUAGAACGACCCCUGCUCGUUCAUAAAACGAAGGUCGACGUCAGACAAUGGUUUCUGAUCACAAGCACUCAACCGCUGGUCGUCUGGAUGUACAAGGAUAUCCUGCUGCGGUUCGCGUCGAAAGACUUCACCCUCGAGAACUUCCACGAAUCGAUUCAUUUAUGCAACACAACGGUGCAGCUCAAGUAUAGAAAAACGGUUCGACCGAACAUGCAAAUACCCGGGGAACUUCAUUGGAAUCUUCAGAAAUUCAAAGAAUAUUUAAAAGCGACCGAUCGCGAAUCCGCCUGGGAGAAGCUGAUCAAGCCGGGUAUAAAGCAGAAUUUAAUUGGGGCACUUCUGGCCUCUCAAGAAAACAUGGUGAAUCGAAAGAACAGUUUCCAAUUGUACGGCGCCGAUUUUUUGAUAAUGGACGACCUCUCGGUCUGGUUAAUCGAGAUCAAUACGAAUCCACGGCUUCAUCCGCCGAGCAGUUCCGUCACAGGGAAACUUUAUCCGGAAGUGAUCGAGGAUACGAUGAAAGUGGUCAUAGAUCGGCGUAAAAACAAGAAGGCUCCUCGUGGGAAAUUCGAAUGUAUUUUCAAGCAACGCAGUCCAUUUCACGGUAAUGUUUUCGGGCAAGCGGUAAGCCUCGGGAUUCGUGGAAAAUCUCUGGUUUCGUCGCAGCAUUCACCGCGGAAAUCCUGA